Molecule: messenger RNA, 789 nt
Organism: Raphanus sativus (radish)
Lineage: Eukaryota; Viridiplantae; Streptophyta; Magnoliopsida; Brassicales; Brassicaceae
Exons: 2
Coding region: 205-672 (155 amino acids)
Source: RefSeq, a predicted model, not a curated record
AAAACAUCUCGAGUCUCUCUGGAUCCCCACCUCUUUGUCUAAUUAAACGCGUAACGAGAUGGACGGGGUACAACUAUAUACACUACAUGAUGUGUGUGUGUGUGUGCAUGCCUAUAUAACAACAGUAGCUCAUGUUCUGAAGGUAAUAACUCAAGCCACCAGAUAUAAUAAAAGAGAAUUCCGAAUACAAAAGAGCCUAGAAACAUGGGAAAUUGUGCACUAAAGCCAAAAGUUUUGACGCCAGCUGGAGCUCCGGCCCCGGAGGAGCUUGAGACUUCACUUGUUGAAGAUCAGAAGGUUGACGCCGCGAAAUCUCUUAGCAACUUGUUCCUUCAAGCCAAGGCAGAGAAGAAGACAGAGGAGGACGAGAAGACAACACCGGAAAAGAUCCCUGUAACUGAAGAUCUGAAAACAUCUUUGUCUGAUGCAAAAUCUCCAACUAAAGAGACAAAAUCUCCGACAAAGGAGUCAAAAUCUCCGGCAACAGAGACAGAACCUCCGGUAACAGAGACACAAUCUCCGGUAGAGGAGAAAAAUGUUCCGGCUGGUGAUCAGAAGGUUAGGAAUGAAGAGCCUGUUCCUGAGGAGGAAGCAAUCGAAGACGCGACUGUGGAAGAGACUAAAAGAGAGGCAAAGCCAGAGGAAGUCAGAGGAGAAGCAGCAGCAAUUUGAACACUUCAAAAGCUAGUUUCUGCAUUUGUGUUCUUGAGAGCAAUAUCAAAGAUUUUUGCUUUUUUUAAAUUAUGUUUGUUCUCUUUCCCAAAAUUUAUUACAUGAAUUGCAACUUUA